GGCACGGACAGCAGACAGGAGGUGCCAGCCUGUCAAAAUGCCAAUCCUGAAGAGUCUGGGGGUGGGAGACCCCAAGGUGCCGCGGGCAGGGACUCUGCCCCUGCGGUCCUCUCGCAACCCCUUUGAAGACGCUCCAGCGCUGGAAGAAGAGGCCGGGGAGCCGGGGACACUGCCUAAUGGGACAUCGUGUGGCCGGAGGGCCACGCUGGAGAAGCUGGCCGGGCUGGCUCACUUCCGACUGGGCUGGACCUCGGGCCGACGGGCAGGCAGCCCGGGGGACGGGCAAGCCCGCUCUUUCUUGGGCCGUGUGCUGGCACCGGGUAUACGGAGGAGCUCAGCCGAUUUUGGCCUCCUGACCCGCUUUCAGGGGUUCCGAACCCACGGCGAUGAGGAGCCAACUGGCGAGGCUGCUCGGAGACUGGCUUUCCUGAGACUUGGGCGCGGGCCCAAGCCCCGGCGGGCAUCCCUGGCAGAGAGAGUGGUACCUGCAGGCGAGGCGGCCCCUGAGCCCCCACCCAAAGUCCCGGAGCCCCCAAAGAUGAAGGAGCCACUGUCGGUGCUGGAGAUCCUGGGCCUGAUCCAGAAGCGUGAGCUGGCGCGGGCGGACGAGCACAUCCUGGAGCUGGAGGCGGAGGCGCCGGCCGAGGCCGAGGCGGGCGCGGGGCGGCGCGCGCGGGACGUGGCGCUGCUGUACGAGGCGCUGCAGCGCGAGCUCUGGGCGCUGGUGCGCGAGGCGCUGGCGGCCCCGGGCCCGGGCGCGGGCGCGGUGGCGCAGCUGGGCCGCGUGCUGCAGCAGGAGGAGGCGGCGGACGCGCGGCGCGGCCCCGCGGCGGCCCGCAAGCUGCGCGCGCGCUGGGCCGAGGCGGUGGCGCGCGCGGCGCGGGAGCGGCUGGAGGAGGCGGCGGCGCCGGGCGCGCGCGGGGCGCUGGCUGGGCAGCUGGAGGCGCUGCGCGCGCGCCUGCUGGAGGACGUGGCCGCCGUGCGCGGCCGCCUGGCGCCCGCCUACCCCGCGGGGCUGCGCGCCGGCGCCGUCUACCUGCGCGGCUACCACGAGGCGCUGGCGGAGUGGCUCGGGGCGGCCGCGCGCCGCAGGCUCCCGCUGGCCGAUCGCUACGCCCUGCUGCACUGGCACCAUCAGGUGUACCCCAGGGAGAUCCUGGGCCUGGUAGACGUGGUCACCUUGGAGAAUGGGGAGCUGGGGCCCCUUCUGUCCGCUGGCACCCUGCGUGGUUUGGAGGAUGAAUGUGUCACAGAUGUGAAGGCCCAGACCCGCGCAGCCCUUCUCCGGGUGCUGCAGGAAGAUGAGGAAAAGUGGGGCAGCAUGGACUACAGGCCCAGCAACCUGGCCCAAGAUGUCUGUGAGCUGCUGGAAGAACACACAGAGAGAGCGCCCCACAUCAGUCAGGAGUUCGUGGAAAGAAUGGCGCACUGCUGCCUGGGCGGGCUGGCAGAGUUCCUGCAGAGCUUCCAGCAGCGAGUGGAGCGAUUCCACGAGAACCCAGGGAUCCGUGAACUGCCCUCUGAGACCUACAUCAGCAGGACUAUCUCUCUGGUCAACUGUGGGCCCCCCCUGAGGUCUUUGGCUGAGCGACUGGCCAGGGUGGGGCCCCCUGAAAGUGAGCCAGCCCGGGAAGCUUCAGCCCUUGCUCUGGACCGUGUGACCCGACUCUGCCAUCAUGUCCUUGCCGAACUGUUAUUCCAGGAACUACAGCCGCACUUCAGCAAGCUGAUGCGCAGGAAGUGGCUGAGCAGCUCCGAGGCUCUGGAUGGCAUCGUGGGCACACUCGGCGCCCAGGCCCUGGCCCUGCGCAGGAUGCAGGAUGAGCCUUACCAGGUGCUGGUGGCCGAACUGCACCGCCGGGCGCUGGUGGAGUACGUGCGACCGCUGCUGCGUGGCCGCCUGCGCUGUCGCUCCGCGAGGACCCGCAGCCGCGUGGCCGGGAGGCUCCGAGAGGAUGCAGCGCAGCUACAGCGGCUGUUUCGGCGGCUGGAGUCCCAGGCUUCCUGGCUCGACCAGGUGGUGCCGCAUUUGGCGGAGAUCCUGCAGCUGGAGGACACUCCCAGCAUCCAGGUGGAGGUCGGGGUGCUUGUGCGGGACUACCCAGACAUCAGGCGGAAGCACGUGGCGGCCCUCCUGGACAUCAAAGGCCUUCGAAACGCAGCUGCCCGUCAGGAGAUCCUGGCGGUGGCCCGGGACCUGGAACUCUCUGAAGGUGGUACCCUGUCGCCCCCUCGGGACCGCGCCUUCUUUGCAGACAUCCCCGUGCCGCGCUCAUCCUUCUGCCUCGGCCUCCCUCUCUUCUUGGGGCGCCUCCCCGUCUCCCGGCUGGCCAGGCCCAGGCUGGCUUGUCUGCCCCUGCGGCCUCGGCCUCCGUCGGCUGCGGUCAGAGCCAGAGCCCAGCGCUGAGGCUCCUGGUGCCCGUGUUGCUGCUGAUACACCCUCCGGCCUUCCACGGGACCCCUUGCCUGAGACGCAG
Onychomys torridus (southern grasshopper mouse) is the source of this 2477-nucleotide messenger RNA. It is a transcript of the gene Exoc3l2, whose product is annotated as exocyst complex component 3 like 2. Gene Ontology annotation, cellular component: exocyst. The transcript is spliced from 12 exons. Gene Ontology annotation, molecular function: SNARE binding. Gene Ontology annotation, biological process: exocyst localization; exocytosis. The coding region runs from base 38 to 2407 and encodes 789 amino acids. Lineage: Eukaryota; Metazoa; Chordata; Mammalia; Rodentia; Cricetidae. The record is from RefSeq and is a predicted model, not a curated record.